Emiliania huxleyi CCMP1516 is the source of this 1521-nucleotide messenger RNA. RefSeq names its product CBL-interacting protein kinase (gene CIPK3). Lineage: Eukaryota; Haptophyta; Isochrysidales; Noelaerhabdaceae. Gene Ontology annotation, cellular component: cytoplasm. The coding region runs from base 74 to 1246 and encodes 390 amino acids. Gene Ontology annotation, biological process: intracellular signal transduction; protein phosphorylation. Gene Ontology annotation, molecular function: ATP binding; protein serine/threonine kinase activity. The transcript has 2 exons. The record is from RefSeq and is a predicted model, not a curated record.
CCUUGCUCUUGGUCACGCCCUGGCCUAGUUUCGCUCCACCGCCCCGCUCGUGCGGCAGCACGAAAUCAAGAGGAUGAAGUGGCCAAUGCUGUGCCUCAAGGGGCAGCCGCGAACAGAGUCGGACUCGCACGAGCCCAAGAAGCGCAAGGGCAGACGCCCCGGGUCGGGGUCGUCGCGCCCGAGCGCCGACGACCAGCCAUGGCACCCGCAGAGUAUCGGACGUUACGUCUUCUCUGGCAAGACCUUUGGGAAGGGUGCGACGGGCAACGUCUUCGUCGCAGCCUCCUCCACGACGGGGCAGUCGGUCGCCAUCAAGGUGCUCGACUCGGCGUCUUCGGGCAUGCCUGCCGAGGUGGCUGCUCUCCGAAAGGUUGCGAGCUCGGGACACCCCAACAUCUGCGGGUUCAUCGAGCACCACUGCCGGCACGGCAAACACUACAUCGUGAUGGAGGCGUGCACCGGCGGCGAGCUUUUCCAGCAGGUGGAGGCGGUUGGGCAGAUGAGUGAGGAGCGCGCGCAGCGGCUCGGCUGGAAUGUGGUGUCGGGCAUGACCUACAUGCACUCGCUGGGGGUGGCGCACCGCGACCUGAAGCUCGAGAACCUGCUCCUCGACGCGCCCAAUGGCAACGUCAAGAUCUGCGACUUUGGGCUCGCGCACGUCUUCGAGCGGCGGCCGGAUGGCUCGUUUGCAACCACCAAGCUCACACGCUGCUGCGGCACCAAGAGCUACACGCCGCCAGAGGUGCUGGCAGGCAUGCCGUACGACGGCUUCCUCGUCGACGUCUGGUCCCUCGGCGUCUGCCUCUUUGCCAUGUGCGCCGGCUUCUUCCCCCUCGAGGUUGCGCGCACGUGCGACUGGCGCUUCCAGCGGCUAUACAUCGCGCAGCAGGAGGGCCGCUCCACCGUCGAGACCAUCUUCGGCUUCUACGAGCGGCAGUGCCCCUUCACGCCGGCGCUGGCGGAGCUACUCGACGGCAUGCUGCAGAUCAAUCCGCGCCGCCGAAUCUCGAUGAGCAGGGUGGCCCAGUCGUCUUGGCUCUGCCCUUCGCCCGUGCCGCAGCUGAACCUCGACACCACGCUGACCCCGAACCCGGGCACGGCCUACCGCUCGAUGGAGGAGGACGACGGCGACGCAGAGACCGCCCACGCGGACGCCGUGGUCCGCGGGGGGAAGGACGACAUCUACUCUACGGAUAUGGAGGUGGAGCAGGUCGACUCUGGCAGGCUAGUGACUCUGCAGGUAUGACCGCGGCUCGUUUGGCUGUGCGGCACAGUAGUGCCUAGCAGCUCCCCCCACCCCGCUCUGUUUAUGCUUCCUCGCAGCUAUUUGCGCGCCUCAGUUCUCCCUCCGUCGGUGCUGGCGACUCUCUGUGCAUAAAUAACCUCGCAAUACGUCCCUCUCGCGGUCUAUGUCGACUCUGUCCCCGAUCCGCGAUCGGAUGUGAGAUCUGCGGGUGUAGUCUUGUGGCAGGGUGAUGAGAGGAAAUUCAGCAGUCUGUGUCGCAUACCCUUAAUCUAUCA